This is a messenger RNA of Rhodotorula graminis WP1, 1715 nucleotides long. RefSeq lists its product as uncharacterized. Bases 63 to 1580 code for a protein of 505 amino acids. The transcript is spliced from 3 exons. Gene Ontology annotation, cellular component: Golgi apparatus. The record is from RefSeq and is a predicted model, not a curated record. NCBI's taxonomy places the organism in Eukaryota, Fungi, Basidiomycota, Microbotryomycetes, Sporidiobolales, Sporidiobolaceae. Gene Ontology annotation, molecular function: antiporter activity.
CUCGACCGCGGCCGUCCGACUCGCACCCCGGCCCAGGGCGCGCGCGCGCAGUGACGGCGAGCAUGGAGGUCGGCACUCUGGCGAGCACGGUCGUCAAUGGCCAUGCCCACCGCGCCUCGGUCGGCGUCGCCAGCCACCUCCCCGCGACGACGACGAGGGAUUCCGUCUCGUCGUCCGUCUCGCGCGCGCCCUCGCCGAGGAUGACGGCCCGCAAGACGGACCCGAUCCCGCACGCCGAGUCGUUCCAGCGCAUCCGCUUCUCGCCCGCCGCGUCGCCGAACCCGAGCCGCAGCUCGUCGCCCCUCCUCGGCGCGUCGUCCGGCGGCGGCUCGACGCCGCUCUUGCGCGCCUCCACCUCGUCGACGACGACGUCGUCCUCAUGGCUCCUCCACCCGACGGCGGCCGUCCAGGCGCCCGACAUGGGCGCGCUCGCCCGGCGCGUCUCGAUGUCGCUCAACGAGUACGCCCACGCCGCCGCUCGCCCGUCGACCUACAUCCACUUUGUGCGGUCCCUGCACCCGUCCCUCCUCGCCCUGUUCGUCGUCGCCGUCACGGCCACCCUCUCCAACAAGUCGCUCCUCCUCGGCUUCUUCCACGGCCUCACCUACUCGCUCACGAGCUGGCAAAUGCUCUGCGCGACCGGCGGCACCGUCCUCGCCCAGCGCAUGGGCGCCUACCGCCCGCAACGCAUCGCCACCAAGCACAACCGCGAGCUGCACGUCAUCGCGUUCGUCUCGUCGUGCGAGAUCCUGUGCUCGGCCCUCGCCCUGCGCCUCAUCCCGGUUCCCUUCCACGUCUCGCUCCGAGCGGCGUCGCCCAUCCUCACCCUCGUCCUGUCGGUCGCCUUCUUGCACGAGCGCGCCACCUUGCGCUCGGCGUCGGCCCUUCUCGCCGUCCUCCUCGGCGUCGGCCUCACGUCGCACAACGAGGACUACCUGUCGCUCGGGUCCCUCCUCCUCAUCGCGUCGGCCGUCCUCCUCAGCGCCAAAUCCCUCCUCCUCACCUACUACCUCCAGGCGCGCCUCAACCUCCACCCGCUCGACUGCCUCGCCCGCAUGUCGCCCCUGUCGGCCGUCCACUGCCUCGUCUUUGCCCUCGCCAACGGCGAGCCGAGGCGCCUGUGGCGCUUUGUCCAGGGCCAGGAGUUCACGCGCGCGCACGUCGCCCAGGUCGCGCUCAACGGCGUCCUGAGCUUUGCCGCCGUCGCGCUCGCCCUCGUCGCCGAGAAGAAGACGCGUGCUCCCGCCAUGGCCAUCACGACCCACGCCGCUCAGGCCACCACCAUCCUCUCGUCGGUUCUCCUCUUUGGCCUGCGUCUCUCGCCGCUCAACUUUGUCGGCGUCGCCGUCACGCUCGGCGGCGGCGUGCUCUACGCGCUGUGGGACGCGCGCGACAAGGAGCGCGACGCCUGGCUGCACUACGCGGCGGGCGGUCAGGUUGGGGGAGGGGGGUUCGGGCUCGGGCUCGGGUUCGACGGCGGAGGAGGAGGAGGAGCGAGGGAUCGCGACGGCGAGGGUUUGCCGACGAGGGCGCCUUUACUGCCGCCGCCGCCGCCACUCUCGGUGCAGAAGCCGGACUGAGCAUGCCGGGCUCGGCCUCUCGUCGAGGAGGACGUCUCGAGGAGCGCAUCAUAGAGCUACGGUCUGUCUUUGUCGUAGCAGGAGAUGGAGGAAUGCAGGCGUGCACUCCUCUCAACGGCGCGAGCGAUGCGGUCG